GACUAGACGGGGCUGUUGUUUUUUAAACUCGCGAAAACCGUUAAGUGACUCUUCCGUUGCAUUUCGUCACUUUUUUUUUCAUCACUUCUCUAACAGCAGACUGAAGGCUGCUGGGGGUCGCUGGAAGAGGGUCCUGACAGAGAUUUCUCUGUAGCUUAGCCUUACCAGGGAGACGUUCACUGCUACUGAAAUCCGCCACCAUGGAAUGGAAACCUAUGGAAAUCAACCCUGAGAUGCUGAAUAAGGUGCUGGGCAAGUUGGGCGUUGGAGCAGGCUGGCAGUUUGUGGACUUGCUGGGCUUGGAGAACGAGGCUUUGUCCGGAGUGCCCACGCCCUGCUGCGCCCUGAUGCUGCUGUUUCCUUUAACUCAACAGCACGAGGAGUUUCGCUCCAAGCAGUCAGUGGACAGUUGCCAAGGCGUCUACUUUCUGACUCAAACUGUGGUGAACUCCUGUGGAACUGUGGGAUUGCUGCAUGCUGUGGCCAACAAUAAGGAUAAAAUGACUUUUGAAACCGGUUCUACCCUAAAUAAGUUUCUAGAAGAAACGGCUGGAAUGUCACCUGCUGAUCGUGCAAAACAGCUGGAAAAAAAUGAGGCAAUCCAGAAAGCUCAUGAUGAAGUCGCUGCUGAGGGACAGUGUCGUCCAGAGGCAGACAAAGUGAACUUCCACUUCAUCACAUUUGUUAAUGUGAACGGUCAGCUUUAUGAAUUCGAUGGCAGAAUGGAGGGGCCUGUGAAACAUGGUGAAACAACACCAAACAGCUUUGUCAUGGAUGCUGCAAAGGUGUGCCGGGGCUUUGUCGAGCGAGAGAAGGGAGAAGUCAGAUUUUCUGCUGUGGCUCUAUGCAAGGCCUAAAGGUGACCAUGCGGCUGAGUGAGGCACAACUGACCAAAACAAAACUUCACUCUCCCUCCCCUUCAAGCCAGACCACACGAGCCCUGCACAGUUUACCCAAAACUGCCUGUCUGCCUGCUGGUUAAUCUCACUCUGCUGUUUCUUUUACUAUCCCUGUCUUUCAAUCUGUCACAACUGCCAAGCUUCCUUUGUUUCUCUUGGUAUGUUGUACUUGUAGUUUUUGCACAAGUGCCUUAACUGGCACUAGGUUUUUUGUGAUAAUUUUGUUCUGAAGAUGUGAUGUUUAAGGUGGUUGGUUUGGACUUCAUGUGUAUAGUUCCGCUGGUUAAAAUCUGGGCUGUGAGUGUUCUGGGUGUGUGGUGCUGGGUUUUGUUGAUAUAGCGGUCAUGUGAAUAAUAGAUGACGGAGUUGCCAUUCUCUUUUAUUCCAGAACUCUGUUGCCUCUUUAAGCCCAAGCACUGUGUGUGUGUGCGUGCGUGCGUGCGUGCGUGUGCGUGUGUGUGUGUUGGUUGCACCUGCGCAGACAUUUUGUUGCACACAGGAUUGUCUCCAUUGCUGUGUUUACUGCUAAUGUAGACUGCACUGAAAAUAAUAAACAAUUCACUGGAUAAUGA
Messenger RNA from Pygocentrus nattereri (red-bellied piranha), 1471 nucleotides. RefSeq names its product ubiquitin carboxyl-terminal esterase L1 (ubiquitin thiolesterase) (gene uchl1). Gene Ontology annotation, biological process: ubiquitin-dependent protein catabolic process; protein deubiquitination. Gene Ontology annotation, molecular function: cysteine-type deubiquitinase activity. NCBI's taxonomy places the organism in Eukaryota, Metazoa, Chordata, Actinopteri, Characiformes, Serrasalmidae. The record is from RefSeq and is a predicted model, not a curated record. Gene Ontology annotation, cellular component: cytoplasm. The transcript has 10 exons. The coding region runs from base 201 to 857 and encodes 218 amino acids.